Molecule: messenger RNA, 812 nt
Organism: Epinephelus fuscoguttatus (brown-marbled grouper)
Lineage: Eukaryota; Metazoa; Chordata; Actinopteri; Perciformes; Serranidae
Gene: uts2d
Product: urotensin 2 domain containing
Exons: 5
Coding region: 47-415 (122 amino acids)
Biological process (GO): blood vessel diameter maintenance; regulation of blood pressure
Cellular component (GO): extracellular region
Molecular function (GO): hormone activity
Source: RefSeq, a predicted model, not a curated record
UGCUUGAGGGAGUGCUCAUAGUGCAGCAAUAGUUUGGGACUUUACAAUGCGUACUAUGGAUAGGGUUACAGUUGUGAACUACUGCUUUGGACUCCUGGGUUUGUUAUUACUGCAGGGAAUGCUAAAUGUGGAGGGACGGAGCAUAUUUAACCCUGGGAACCAUGUUUUUAAUUCCAAAGAAGACGCAGAUCCUCAGAGCAAGAUUCUAGCACUGUUACUACACAAGAGCUUAGUUCCUGUUGAAAAGGAUGAUGCUCUAGGUCUCGAGCUGGCCAAUAAAUUAGCAGAAUUAGAGGAGCUGCGUGCGCUGAGGGAGGACCUGGAGCUGGAGAGGGAGCUCACAGCCAAUUUGGCAGAAGGCAAAUCCAUAACUAGGAAGAGGGGUGAACCUUGCUUCUGGAAGUACUGCGUCUGACACAGAUGCACAAGGAGGAGGACCACUGUGAAAUCUUGCUGCAAAGCCCCACAUAGCCUUAAGACUCAAAACACCAGUAAUAUAAUCACUCUGCAUUUAUCCCAGCAAUAUAGAGUUGUGUCAUAAUCAAAGUCAUUAAUAAACAUUUCCACAGCACUGAGGUGCCCUCAUGAGAGAUCUAAGGACUGCGGCUGUAUAUCUGUAAAUAAUUAGCUACUCACUGGAAAUACUUGAGGGUCAGAUAAGACAAAUGUACUUGACUGCAAAGACAUUAUUAUUGUUUUCACAGGGAUUUUAUUUGCCUGCUGCUUGUGUUUAUGUCGCUCCCUUGUGGCAAAAUUGGGCAUAACAUUGUUUUUGUACUGUUGCCAACAAGCAUCACAUCUGUCACUGCUUU